This is a messenger RNA of Echinostoma caproni, 624 nucleotides long. NCBI's taxonomy places the organism in Eukaryota, Metazoa, Platyhelminthes, Trematoda, Plagiorchiida, Echinostomatidae. The record is from the annotation of a GenBank genome assembly.
AAACCCACUUGGCUUGGAUGGCCAACGCGUUUGCAUAUUCGCCCGGAGUUCCCCGAUCGUCUUUUUGUGGGCUAUUCACGAGGUCACGUGGCCCAGUACGACCUAAGUUGUCUCAAUCCGCAUUUUUUUAACGCAUCAAAAAAACAUCUUGCACCGGUGAGACUGUUUCGUUUGGUCAACAGUCCAAUUGUCUCACUCUGUUUGAAUCCAAUAAACGGUCGAUAUCUAAUUGCCAAAGGUGUCGUGGAAUGUAAUUCACGGNUUCACGGUCUUCUCGGUCGCGAUAUCCUCUGGCCCGCCCGUGGGGACUCCUUGUUCUAUAGUCGUGAAUAUGCUAUUAGCAGACGUGCGGCGAUCGAUGCUCGAGGUGUGCCGUUAGAUCUGAACGAGAUAGGUGCACGAUCAGAGAGCUUUGUGCAGCAGACCUAUCUGGACGCACCACAGGAAUGCUGUCGUCAUCUCGUUCCGCUUGCUCUUCAGUCGGCCAGUGUCACUUACCUGGAAACCAAUAAACGAGGAACACAAGGUGCAACAGAGCUGCAAAAGCUGUGGUGCGAUUAUCCAAAGUUGAAAGUUAUUGAGGAUGACGAAAGUGGAGAUGGAGCGAUAGAGGGUUGGGUGUAG